AUGACAAGCGACAGCAAAGUCUGUACGGCCUGUGGAAGCCCCUCCAAGUUGCGCUGCCCGACAUGUAUGAAGCUCAACAUCGUCGACGGCUCUCACUUCUGCAGUCAGGACUGCUUCAAGGCGAGUUGGGGAACCCAUAAAGCCAUCCACCAAACGGCCGCAGCUGCCGUAUCUAAUGGGACGGUGAAUGUCUUCAAUCCAUGGCCGUCUUUCCGCUACACCGGGAAAAUGCGCCCUGUCUACCCGCUGUCGCCGACCCGCUCAGUUCCCGACAAUAUCCCGAAACCGGACUAUGCAGCCGAUGGGAAACCUUGGAGUGAGCUGGCGCUCAAAGGGAGCACGCAAAUAGAAGUUCUGACCCCUGACGAGAUCGAGAAGAUGCGGGUUGCUUGCAGGAUAUCGAGGGAAGUUCUCAACGAGGGUAGAAAGGCAGUCAAGGUUGGAGCAACGACGGACGAAAUCGACCGUGUUGUGCACGAGGCUUGCAUUGAACGAGGAGCAUAUCCCUCUCCUCUCAACUACUAUGGCUUCCCCAAAUCGUGCUGCACAUCCGUCAACGAAGUGAUUUGCCACGGUAUCCCGGACCGGUACGAAAUUCAGGAUGGAGAUAUCGUCAACUUGGAUGUGUCCUGCAUGUACGAUGGGUUCCAUGGCGAUUUGAACGAGACCUACUGUGUCGGCAAUGUGGAUGACAGGGGACGACAGCUCGUUGCUAACACGAGAGCGUGUUUAGAUAAGGCUAUUGCUGCUGUGAAGCCUGGCGUGCUCUACCGUGACAUGGGCAACAUCAUCCAAAAGGUUGCUCAGGCCGAAGGCUUCUCCGUCGUCCGUGCCUACUGCGGUCAUGGAAUCCACCGAUACUUCCACACUACCCCGAACGUGCCACAUUAUGCCAAAAACAAGGCUGUGGGAGUCAUGAAGCCUGGACAUACGUUCACGAUCGAGCCCAUGAUCUCGGAAGGGACAUGGCACGACGAGCAGUGGCCAGACAGUUGGACGGCCGUCACAAAGGACGGGAAGCGAUCCGCACAAUUCGAGGAGACGCUUCUCGUGACUGAGACGGGUUGCGAGCUCCUUACGGGUGACUUUACGAAAUAG
Molecule: messenger RNA, 1098 nt
Organism: Fimicolochytrium jonesii
Lineage: Eukaryota; Fungi; Chytridiomycota; Chytridiomycetes; Spizellomycetales; Powellomycetaceae
Product: peptidase M24, structural domain-containing protein
Exons: 6
Coding region: 1-1098 (365 amino acids)
Biological process (GO): proteolysis
Molecular function (GO): metalloaminopeptidase activity
Source: RefSeq, a predicted model, not a curated record